GUUUAACCGCUGAUGUAUCAAGGUGCUGGUGCAUCCAUUGGAGCUGUUUGAGAGCGCAAGCUGGACUGUUUGUCCCAAUGCCGCCCCCAUCAGACAUCGUGAAGGUGGCGAUCGAAUGGCCAGGAGCCAAUGCCCAGCUGAUUGAGAUAGACCAGAAAAAGCCGUUGAUUGCAAUUAUCCGGGAGGUCUGUGAUGGGUGGUCUUUACCGAACCCAGAGCACUAUACUCUACGGUAUGCUGAUGGGACCCAGCUAUACAUUACAGAAAAGACUCGCAAUGAGAUUAAAAAUGGGACAAUUCUGCGUUUGGCCAUUUCCCCUACUCGAGCAGCUCGGCAGCUGUUGGAGAGGAUCCAGUCUUCCGGCCUGGACUCCCGUCUCGAUGCUUUGAAGGAGCUGGCGAAACUUUCUGCUGAUGCCACCUUCGCCACUGAGUUUAUCAACAUGGAAGGAAUUUUCAUCCUCACUCUCCUGGUGGAGAGUGGAACCAAUUUCGGCGAGAUGCUAGCCUUCACACUGACCGCAUUCCUGGAGCUAAUGGACCAUGGGAUUGUCUCGUGGGAUAUGAUCUCCACUGCCUUCAUCAAACAGAUUGCAAGCUAUGUCAACCAAACAUCAGUGGAUGCUUCCAUCCUGCAGCGGUCACUGGCCAUUCUGGAGAGCAUGGUCCUGAACAGCCAAAGCCUCUACAAGAAAGUGGCAGAGGAGAUCACUGUGGGGCAGCUCAUUGCUCAUCUGCAGGUAUCGAACCAGGAAAUCCAGACUUACGCCAUUGCACUGAUCAAUGCUUUAUUCCUGAAAGCACCAGAGGAUCGUAGGCAGGAGAUGUCCAAUAUCCUGGCACAGAAGCAGCUGAGGUCCAUAAUAUUAAACCACAUUAUUCGAGGAAACCGUCCAAUCAAAACAGAAAUGGCCCAUCAGCUGUAUGUCCUUCAGGUUCUGACCUUUAACCUUCUGGAGGAGCGGAUGAUGACCAAGAUGGACCCACAGGAUCAGGCUCAAAGGGAUAUCAUAUUUGAACUGCGAAGAGUUGCCUUUGAUGCUGAAUCUGAUCCAAACAGCAGCAGCAAUCUGGAGAAGCGAAAAGCCAUGUAUACGAGGGAUUAUAAAAUGCUAGGGUUCGUGAAUCAUGUCAAUCCAGCCAUGGAUUUUACCCAGACCCCUCCAGGAAUGCUAGCACUGGACAACAUGCUGUACCUGGCCAAGGUUCACCAGGACACCUAUAUCCGGAUUGUCCUUGAGAACAGCAGUCGAGAGGAUAAACACGAAUGUCCCUUUGGCCGCAGUAGCAUCGAGCUCACCAAGAUGCUGUGCGAGAUCCUGCAAGUCGGAGAGCUACCUAAUGAGGGCUGCAAUGAGUACCAUCCCAUGUUCUUCACCCAUGACCGAGCUUUUGAAGAGUUCUUCUGCAUCUGUAUCCAGCUACUCAACAAGACAUGGAAGGAGAUGAGGGCAACAUCAGAAGACUUUAACAAGGUCAUGCAGGUGGUGCGUGAACAGAUAACAAGGUCCCUGAGCACGAAGCCAAACUCUCUGGAUCAGUUCAAGAGUAAAGCCCGUUGCCUGAGUUACUCCGAGAUUCUGAGACUCCGACAGUCUGAGAGGAUGAGCCAGGAUGACUUCCAGUCACCGCCAAUUGUUGAGCUGCGAGAAAAGAUCCAGCCUGAGGUAAUGGAGCUCAUCAAACAGCAGCGUCUGAACAGAUUGUGUGAGGGCACCAGCUUCCGCAAAAUCAGCAACCGCAGGCGCCAAGAUAAGUUCUGGUUUUGCCGGCUGUCUCUCAAUCACAAGGUGUUGCACUAUGGUGAUCUGGAUGAGAAUCCACAGGGUGAGGUGGCCUUUGAGUCACUGCAGGAGAAAAUUCCCGUUGUAGAUAUCAAAGCUGUGGUAACAGGGAAAGACUGCCCCCACAUGAGAGAAAAGAGUGCCCUGAAACAAAACAAGGAAGUUCAAGAGUUGGCUUUCUCUAUCCUUCAUGAUCCUGAUGAGGCCCUGAACUUCAUCGCCCCUAACAAAUAUGAGUACUGUAUCUGGACCGAUGGACUGAACGCCCUGCUGGGAAAAGAGAUGACAAGUGAACUGACGAAGAAUGACCUGGAUACUUUGCUAAGUAUGGAAAUGAAACUACGCCUGUUGGACCUGGAGAAUAUACAGAUUCCUGAGACACCACCUCCCAUUCCCAAAGAACCCAGCAGCUAUGACUUUGUGUAUCAUUAUGGUUGAGCAGUGAGAUGACCAGCAACUUACAAGCACAAAAAAAAUUUAAAGAAAAACAAACACAGCAACAUCCUUUGAGCAAACAUAACAACCUGUUCAACCAGCUAUUUUUAAAAAAAGCCUUCAUUGAGUACAAGUAGCGGAAAGACACAAAAGGCCAAAUGCAGUUUCCACUCUGUUCUGGGGGAGCUGGAGGUUCAAGACAGACCUUGGACCCGUUAGAAAGAAUUCUGUAUUUAAUAUUUUAGACAGGUUUAAGAAUUUGGAUAAUGUGAUUUGCUGCAGUGACGUUUGUAUGAUGGUUCAUAAUUUAUUAGUGUUCUAGUAGGCCAAUCUGCUUAUGUAGACUUUUCACUGUAUGCAAAUAAUCCUGCAUCCAAUGUUAUUCAAUGCUAUUGUUCCAAUACUGGAUAACGGAUUGUGUUUGUAUGAUCUAGUCUGUAUAUAGUAUGUGUGAAUGUCAUAGAACAUAUACACAGGAGAGUUUCCUUCGGAUUGUGAUAUUUGAGAUUGCCUUUGUGGUUGUCACCCAGGAAUACUUUCUACUUGUUUUGUAAGCUCUAAUUUUGAGCAGUGACUAAUUUUGAUGGAAAUGUACUAGCUAUUAUUCUCUUCUUUAAUCAGUUUAUUCACCUCCUCGGAAUCUCUGCUGCAAUACCAUUCUGGAGCUUGCAGCCGUGAAGUGAGGUGCAGAAAUAGCUGGAGAUACGGCUCAGCAGAUGAGGAGAAGAUGGCCCAGAAGUGGCCAUGUAUGUUUUUUCCUAAAUACCAAUUCUGCAAUCCGGUGCCAUUCAUAAACUGUUCAAGUUCACUUUCCAUCUUUUGUGAUUUAAACCAUUAGAUUACUGCCUUGCAGUUUAUUCUGAUCAUCCUUUGACUUUAUAAUUUAGAUAGUCCAGGUGUACAUAUCAGAGUGGUGCUGGUAGAUCAUGGUUGAAUAGCACUAGGCUUUUUAACAAUAUUAGAGCUCUGGCAAAGAUGCUUAGUCUCCUCUGUUUCCCACCUUUGCACCAAAAUUUAAUUUUCAUUUGAGAUCUUCUCACGGGUAUUCAACUGAAUAGGUACCUGAAUAGGUUGGAUUGUAGGUAAUGAAUUGUAAGGUACUCAGUUGUUCUUGGUAAGCAGGUACACGAAUGAAUUGGAUUACAGACACUGAAUUCAAAGGGUACUUGAAUAGCGUAAAUGAGGACACUGAUUUAUACAGAAAUGCAAAACAACUAGAUUAUAAAAUACUGAAAUCAAAGGGUCAGUUUGCUAAGAAGACUAACUUUGCUUUUGAGCCAUGUAAUGAGUGGGCUCGAAUAUUGCUGCAUCUGAGCUUUCUAUGAAUAAUGCAAAAUUAUAAGUCUCGAGCUUCAUUUGUGUCGAUAAGUAUUACUAACUUCAGGUAACAUUAUUAGCAUGUUACCAUUCUGUCAAUAGCAAACCUGUAUUUUAUUGGGUGACUGGAAAAAAAAGUCUCUUUGCUGAUGCAUUGGACAUGCAGAUUUAUAAUGGAGUGACUUUAUUCGGUCUGUUUAAUUAUGGCAGGGCAGAAAUUGAAUUGUCGGGAACAAAUGGCAUAAUUUACAUCCACUUCAAAACUUGGAUACUGUUGCAUCAUGCAGGCUGGUUUUAUAUUUAGUGGUGGUAACAGGCUUUUUCAAAGGGAAUACAUGAUGAGCUAUAAAAUAUUAGCAAUGCAUCUAACUUCAGCUUGUCCCAUAACUUCUCAUCCAUGAUUUUCUAACUAUGAGAACAUGGUGCUUUAGAUUUAUGGUCUUUGUUGAUUGGGGGUUAAGAUUGCAUUUUCUCCCUUCUAAAGGAAUAAGAAGUCUUAACAGCAGUUUACACUUGACAAGACGCAUUUUAUUGAGAAAUAUGUUUUUUAUAUUUACAAUAAUUAGAUAUUUGGGACAGAGUCAGAAGCUUUAGAAUACAUUUGAUACUUCUCAAUACUUUACAGAUGCUGCAUUAAUGUAGUAAAUGUUACUCAGUUGAGGAACAGAUUAUGGGGAAGCAAAGUAAGUCAUCAAACUAAAUUAGGACCUGCAAACCUAUCCAAGAACAUUUAAAUUACACACUAGGAAGAGGCGUCCAUGUAAACAAAUACAGGAAAUUGUGCCUUUUAAGUAACUGAACUAUAAAGUGGAUUGCAUUUUAAGUAGAUACCAUUGUUACAUUCUUCCUACAGAAGAGUAUUGGACAGACAUUAUACUUGCUGAUUGGAUCAUUCUCAUACCCAAAAUAACAGAGCAUUAGAUUUUAAAACAAUCAGUUCUGGCACAGUGAAUAUGGGCAGUAAUGUCCUGUGAAUUAAUGACAAUCUGCCAGAUGUAUUCUUCUAAUAAACAUAAUAUUGUAAAAGAGAGAGAUAUAAAAAGAAGAACAUCAAGUACUGAAAACAAGAAAGAUGCUAGAAAUCCAGUGCCAGAGUCACUCACUCUGGAAAACACUGAAAAGUUCUUGCUCUGUCAAAUAUGCAUUAAAAUGAUGCUUUCUACACCUUCCUCUGCAGCCAAGCUGGUCCUCCUGCAGUGCCACAACGAUGCCACCCAAAGGUUGCAGGAACAGCAACUCAUAUUCCGCUUGGGAACCCUGCAGCCCAAUGGCAUCAAUGUGGAUUUCACAAGCUUCAAUAUCUCCCCUCCCCCUACCGCAUCCCAAAACCAGUCCAGCUCGUCCCUGCCUCCCUAACCUGUUCUUCCUCCCACCUAUCCCCUCCUCCCACCUCAAGCCACACCUCCAUCUCCUGCCGACUAACCUCAUCCCGCCCCCUUGACCUGUCCGUCCUCCCUGGACUGACCUAUCCCCUCCCUAACUCCCCACCUACACUCACCUUUACUGGCCCCAUCCCCGCCUCUUCGACCUGUUUGUUUCCUCUCCUCUAUCCGCCUCCCACUCUCUCCCUAUUUAUUUCAGAACCCCCUUCCCCUCCCCCUUUUCUGAUGAAGGGUCUAGGCCCAAAAUGUCAGCCUCUUUGCUCCUAUGAUGCUGCUUGGCCUGCUGUGUUCAUCCAGCCCUGCACCUUGUUGUCUCGGAUUCUCCAGCAUCUGCAGUUCCUACUAUCUCUGAUUAAAUUUUACCCUGGCAAGGCUGUGGGAUAAGUACAAGAACCAGUUAUAGUCAUCCAACUGAAUGGUCAUUAUUGCUUAAGUAGAAAUUGUCUCUAGUGCUUGCCUUUCUUAAAAAAAGUACAACAUUUUGAAAAGUAAGUUCACUUUCUAUAUGUUGCUGCUUUCCUCUUCGGUAAGCCUUGAUGUCUGGAAAGUGUGCCAUCGUCUCCUGUUAAUUCAGUGUGGGCUGGCUGCGAUCACUUUCAAACUGGCGGGAACAUUUGAGGAGACCAUUCAAAAUCCCUACCGAUAGGUGGGAACCUGAAGAAUCCUCUGUAAAGACCCUGUUGGAAAUGGAAGCAAUCUCGCCUGGGUGUUGAACAUCGUUUUCUAAAAUAACCUCUACUCCCACAAAUGUUUAAAUCAAACGGAUCCCAGAGUUUUUAAAGCCUCAAUUUAUUGACAUAAAAAUAGUUAACAAUUUAUUAUGAUCCUUCCAUUGUGAUAAUCCCAGAUGAGUGAUCUUUACUGUGAUUUAUGUAUGAAACUAUUUUUAAUGUCAUUUGGGAGAAUAUUUGUCUAUUAUACUGUUAAUGGUCAGAAUGUUAUAAUGGCUGAUAAGAUUUAAAAAAAACAAAACGGUAACAUUUACACAAUAAACAGAACACUCUUGCUGUUUUGAGUCUUCA
Messenger RNA from Rhincodon typus (whale shark), 5940 nucleotides. Its product is annotated as engulfment and cell motility protein 2. NCBI's taxonomy places the organism in Eukaryota, Metazoa, Chordata, Chondrichthyes, Orectolobiformes, Rhincodontidae. Gene Ontology annotation, biological process: cell motility; actin filament organization. Bases 78 to 2222 code for a protein of 714 amino acids. The record is from RefSeq and is a predicted model, not a curated record. The transcript has 20 exons.